Saimiri boliviensis boliviensis (Bolivian squirrel monkey) is the source of this 2772-nucleotide messenger RNA. It is a transcript of the gene ARSG, whose product is annotated as arylsulfatase G. NCBI's taxonomy places the organism in Eukaryota, Metazoa, Chordata, Mammalia, Primates, Cebidae. The record is from RefSeq and is a predicted model, not a curated record. Gene Ontology annotation, molecular function: arylsulfatase activity.
GUCGCUGUUCCCGGCUGCGCCCAGGCGGGUGCGAGCGCGCGGGCCCAGCAGCUGCGAGCCGCCGGCGCGCCACCUGUUUCCGCGCCCGGGGACUUCCCCCGGCGGGGUUCAGCAGUGUGGGGUCGGUUGCUUGGCCUCCCCUGGCGUCAGCGACCCAGGGUAACCUCCUCCACUGCAGCCUGACGUGCGGGCCCGCCUCUGUGGAAGAGCCACGUGUGCCGCACUCUGGGCACGGCCUUGGAAAGUCAGGACCAUGAUGGCUGCAGAGCAGAAACCUUACAGAAACAUGAAGCCCUCAACCAUCUGGAACUGAGAAACUUAUUCGGGGCUGGCUGCGGCUUCUAGAGCAUCCAGGUGUUCUGCAGAUGUGAGAACUCAUCCUGUAGUCACCAGAUGGAGUCCCAAACAGCUGUAAGGCCUGUGCUGUGGCUUUAAGGCCACAGAAGAGUCACUUUCUUAGUGGCUGAAGAGCAGUUGCUGACAUGGAUGUCUAACUACUGAACACAAUCAGUCAUUUAACUGACCAUAGAAGAUCAAGCCAAAUUAGGGAUUGCACAUUUCCUGAUUCUCUUGAAUCAGGAUUCCCGAUGAAGGCCACGUUUCUAUAGCCCCCCACAUCCCUGUAGCUGUUAUCACUGCCAUCACCUCCUGCCACCAGCAUCUUCUUGCAGACUUCACCCUUGCUCCCCAGAGACUUCCUGCAUUGGAAGUGAGCAGAAAGGAAGCUCUCAGAAACGUCUCUAGUGGUGCCUGCCAUCGCUCCAGACAAUCAGAAUCCUGCCUUAACCACCAUGGGCUGGCUUUUUCUAAAGGUAUUGUUGGCGGGAGUGAGUUUCUCAGGAUUUCUUUAUCCUCUUGUGGAUUUUUGCUUCAGUGGGAAAACAAGAGACCAGAAGCCGAACUUUGUGAUUAUUCUGGCCGAUGACAUUGGGUGGGGUGACCUGGGAGCAAACUGGGCCGAAACAAAGGACACUACCAAUCUUGAUAAGAUGGCUUCGGAGGGCAUGAGGUUUGUGGAUUUCCAUGCAGCUGCCUCCACCUGCUCACCCUCCCGGGCUUCCUUGCUCACUGGCCGGCUUGGCCUUCGCAAUGGAGUCACGCACAACUUUGCAGUCACCUCUGUGGGAGGCCUUCCACUCAACGAGACCACCUUGGCAGAGGUGCUGCAGCAGGCGGGUUACGUCACUGGGAUGAUAGGCAAAUGGCAUCUUGGGCACCACGGCUCAUAUCACCCCAACUUCCGUGGUUUUGAUUACUACUUUGGAAUCCCAUAUAGCCAUGACAUGGGCUGUACUGAUACUCCAGGAUACAACCACCCUCCUUGUCCAGCGUGUCCACAGGGUGACGGACCAUCAAGGAACCUUCAAAGAGACUGUUACACUGACGUGGCCCUCCCUCUCUAUGAAAACCUCAACAUUGUGGAGCAGCCAGUGAAUUUGAGCAGCCUUGCCCAGAAGUAUGCUGAGAAAGCAACCCAGUUCAUCCAGCAGGCAAGCACCAGCGGGAGGCCCUUCCUACUAUACAUGGGUCUGGCCCACAUGCACGUGCCCUUACCUGUGACUCAGCUACCAGCAGCCCCACAGGGCGGAAGGUUGUAUGAUGCAGGGCUCCAGGAGAUGGACGGUCUGGUGGGCCAGAUCAAGGACAAAGUUGACCAAACAGUGAAGGAAAACACAUUCCUCUGGUUUACAGGAGACAAUGGCCCAUGGGCUCAGAAGUGUGAGCUAGCCGGCAGUGUGGGUCCCUUCACUGGACUGUGGCAGACGCAUAGAGGGGGAAGUCCAGCUAAGCAGACAACCUGGGAAGGUGGGCACCGCGUCCCGGCACUGGCUUACUGGCCUGGCAGAGUUCCAGUCAAUGUCACCAGCACUGCCUUGUUAAGCGUGCUGGACAUUUUUCCAACUGUGGUAGCCCUGGCCCAGGCCAGCUUGCCCCAGGGUCGGCGCUUCGAUGGUGUGGAUGUCUCCGAGGUGCUCUUUGGCCGGUCACAGCCUGGGCACAAGGUGCUGUUCCACCCCAACAGUGGGGCAGCUGGAGAGUUUGGAGCCCUGCAGACUGUCCGCCUGGAGCGUUACAAGGCCUUCUACAGUUACCGGUGGAGCCAGAGCAUGUGAUGGGAGCACCGGGCCUGAGCUGCAGCAUAAGUUUCCUCUUAUUUUCAACCUGGAAGACGAUAUCGCGGAAGCUGCGCCUCUAGAAAGAGGUGGUGCGGAGUACCAGGCUGUGCUGCCCGAGGUCAGAAAGGUUCUUGCAGACGUCCUUCAAGACAUUGCCAAUGACAACAUCUCCAGAGCAGAUUACACUCAAGACCCUUCCGUAACGCCCUGCUGUAAUCCCUGCCAUAUUGCCUGCCGCUGCCAAGCCACGUAGCAGACCAGUUAUUAUUCCAUAAGGAGGAAUAUCUGGAAACGCGACGAGCAAGUUUGCUUCCAAACUUCAUGUUUACCCUCUUUACAAACACACACUUUAGUUUAGUCUUGGAAUUUAGUUUUGCAUGCACCGCCUUACGUAUCCCUUCAUUAUCGUGUCCCUCCUCCACGCCAGCCUGAGAGAGCAGCUGAGCCGCACUGGCUCUGGGCAGGGAGUGUGCCCUAAUGGGAAGCACACGGGCUUUGGAGUCAGGCCCAGGUGCCAGCUCCGGCGUUUGAACUUGGGCGAUUAUUUGACCUAACUUACAAGUUCAUUUUGAGAGUUAAAUAAAGGCAUGUAAAAAUGCCUGGUGUGUUACCUGACACAGAGCAGAUAUUCAGUACAUUUCAGUUUCCUCGUUUC